Molecule: messenger RNA, 1299 nt
Organism: Bradysia coprophila
Lineage: Eukaryota; Metazoa; Arthropoda; Insecta; Diptera; Sciaridae
Source: RefSeq, a predicted model, not a curated record
UCAUACGAGCAAAAUGUUUACCAAUCACUGCAAUCAUCAAAAAGUCUUUUAGCUCAAAAGGGAGCGAUAUUAGCUACCGAUAGUGCAUUACUCGGCUUAAGUCUCAUACCAUUUCUUGGUAGUAUCAGUACUAUUUUAAGAGUAGUUCGAAAUACUUUGGCCGAGGAAAGUGACUGGAGACUUGCAUUUACAAAGGCUAUUACAAAGGAAAGAAGACGCGAUAUUACAGAAGAUAAUGUUCGUUGGAUUGAAUCAGAAAUGAAAACAUUCCAAAAAUUACUACCGUUGUUAAAUGAAACAAAUCCAGAACUUGAAAAUAGAAAAACAAUCGCAACAAUUUUCCAUACGAAAUUCCAUGAACUACUUUACUUUUUCGAUCGAAACGAUUCUUUAUUUAAGAAGUUCGCUUUGACCAGCUCACCACUGCUUGUUUCAUUUUCAUACAUGAUCGCUCUCUUCACUCCUAUUGCGAAAAAAUUAAUUCCACAAGUUGAGAAGAACACACAAUUAGCAUGCAAAAUGCGUGAUGUUUUGGAGCCUUAUGUCCCACUUGUUGUUUAUGAGCGAUUGAGUCGUCAUAUAUAUGCAUAUGGAGUCGAGCACAAUCAUGCAUUUUUAUUCAAGGUCAUGGCAAAACCAUUUAAUGAAAAUGGCUAUAAUACAGAGCUUCGAAUCGAUGAAGGAUGUGAUGGUGGUUGGAUGGAAUAUUACGAUACUCAUGGUGAGCAUUGCUUGUAUGAUGAUUUGAAUGAAGUUCGAUAUCACUACCCCGCGAACCAGGCUGAAACUGCUUAUGUUGAUUAUGGGAGUCUUGUUCGACAUCGUGUUGAGGAAUAUUUCCCGAUGAAAACUUUGAAGUCAUUAUGCGUUGGUGCAACGUCAAAAACAAAAACAGGUUUCGGUUGGGUAACGAUCAUAAUAUCAGAAGUGUUUGCCUAUAGUUUACCGAAUGGCGACGACUGUGACUCUUUGGGAGAUAGAUGCGAUCCAUACGUCAAACUAUUUGUGGAUGGCGAAAUGGUUCAAAGUGCUCCGAGAUCAAACACCAAUCGAUUUGAUCCCGAUCUUAGUUUCGUUUCGAAGAAACUGACUAAAGAAAAAACAAUUAAAAUCGAAUUAUGGGAUGAUGAUUCGACAGCAUUCGGACGGGGAUCAGACGAUCUAAUUUUCCGAACGGAAGGUACUGUUGAAUCAUUUCUGAAAGAUGGAAAAAGAUCUAGUGGCAAAAGCAAAGGUGUGACUCAGUCUCAUGCCAAUGAAGUUUAUUUGAUUGCAAUCUGGCGAGACGAAUAUAAAUAG